This is a messenger RNA of Engraulis encrasicolus (European anchovy), 774 nucleotides long. RefSeq lists its product as uncharacterized. The coding region runs from base 1 to 774 and encodes 257 amino acids. Gene Ontology annotation, biological process: response to bacterium. The record is from RefSeq and is a predicted model, not a curated record. The transcript is spliced from 5 exons. Lineage: Eukaryota; Metazoa; Chordata; Actinopteri; Clupeiformes; Engraulidae.
AUGUCUUGGUACAAGCAAAGGCCAGGAGAAAACCCUGUACUUAUGGUCAUAGUAAAGGGAGGUUUAGGACCUGAAUUUCAGCAAGGGUUUAACAAAUCAAGCUACUGCAUAGAGAAGGACAACAGGGUCUUCCACCUGACCAUUAAGAAGACUACUUCCCUUGAUGAGGCAUAUUACUUCUGUGCGAUGUCUGAAUACGUCAAAUCUGUCUUUGGGAAUGGGACUUUUCUUCUAUUGAGAGAUCAGAGACUUGACUUAGCAGUGCAGAUCCAAACCUCAGUAUCAGACCCAGGGAACCAUGCCAGUGACCCAACGACCCUAGACUGCACAGUCCUGAGUGAGAUGAGAACCGAAGAGCUCAGUGUGUUCUGGUUCAGACCCACUUCAGGCAAUUCCCGUCCAUUGAGCAUUUACAUGGAGAAGAACUGCAGCAGUGCAGCUGAGUCCAAACCUCACACUCAGAGCUGUGUCUACAGACUCCCUGUGGAACACUCAUCUGGUUCUGGAACAUUCUACUGUGCCGUGGCCUCUCAUGGACAAUUACUGUUUGGAAAUGGAGUGACACUGGACGAUAAAGACAGAGCAGAUGGAUAUCCAGUUGCACUGUCUGCCAUCAUUCUGUCUGGAGCUCUGGCUGUGGUGUUUGUGUUGGCAGCUCUCCUUUACUCUGUAAACAUCGGAAUUUGCUGUGACACUGAUGACAACGGUUUUGACAAAAUGCCAAUGAUUCCAAAUGAAUAUGACUUCACAUGUGUCAUCUACAUGAGGACCUAG